AUGGGCGACCCAGGACCAUCCUCGGUUCCUGCCACGCGACCUUGUCGUAUCGCCAACUGCUCCGGAGCACGCGGCGAUCCAGGAUACCAGAUGCUGCGCCAGGCCACUUAUGGACCUGUCGACUUCAUCACCGGCGACUACCUUGCGGAGAUGAACCUCGCCGAAAAUGCCCAGAAGAUGGCAGCUGGCAAGCACGAUGGCUGGGAACCGACUGCUUGGGAUGGCCUGGAGCAGACGCUUGAGGUCAUUAAAGAUAAAGGUAUCAGGAUCAUCAUCAAUGGAGGAGCGCUGAACCCCAAAGGUCUGGCGCAGAAGGCCCAGAAAUUAGUCCAUGACCGAGGCCUGGAUCUGAAGAUCGCCUAUGUUUAUGGCGAUGACCUGAUGGAAGAAGUCAAAACCAGCCUAGAGAAGACAGGUAAAUUGCCACAGCACUUGGACGGAGAGAACGAGAAGGUUUCGCUGGCAGAACAUGCCACAGACUUAUUGGACACCAAGGGAAAGCCUAUCGUGAGUGCAAACGCGUAUCUUGGUGCACGAGCCAUCGUCAAAGGCCUCGAGCUAGGUGCCGAUGUCAUUAUCUGCGGAAGAGUUGCAGACGCAUCCCCAGUCAUCGGGGCAGCCUGGUACUGGCACAAGUGGUCAGACACAGAUCAUGACCGACUGGCCGGAGCGUUGGUGGCAGGGCAUCUGAUCGAGUGCUCUGCGUAUGCGACGGGGUCCAACUUCUCGGGAUUUGAUGAAUACCCCUUGGAGACGUUCGUGGAUCUAUGUUUCGGUAUUGCAGAAAUUGCCGAUGAUGGGACCUCGAUCAUCACCAAGCACGACGGGACUAAUGGCCUCGUCAACGAGGAUAACGUCAAGUGUCAGUUCUUGUAUGAACUCCAGGGAGGCACGUACCUCAACUCAGAUGUCUCUGCCGACACGACGGAUAUUAAAAUCAAUCAGGUCGGCAAGAAUAGAGUCAAGCUGUCAAACAUCAGAGGAUACCCACCGCCUCCAACCACCAAGCUGGCCAUCUUUUACCACGGAGGUUACGAGGCGCAGCUCCUCACCAAUGCCACCGGGUAUGCCACCGCCGAGAAGUGGAAGCUGUUCGAGACACAGAUGCGGCAUGCUCUCAAGCAGAAGGGCCUCAUCGACAAGUACCAGCUGCUGGAUUUCCAAAUCCUGGGCACCCCGGAAGCGAACCCGAGAUCUCAGUUCUCCAGCACGACGUAUUGCCGACUGUUCGUCCAAGCCGACACAGAAGCGGCGAUAUACGGGUUGGUGAAGGCGUGGAGCGAGAUCGCGAUGCAGCAUUUCUCGGGCUUCCAUCUCUCUCUGGACUACCGAACUGCACUUCCGAGAUCUUACCUUGCCUUCUACCCAGCUCUGUACCCGCAGAACGAUCUCAAGGAGGGAGUGGCAAUCCUGUCCGCGGACGGAGAAAAUGCUCAGACUGCAGACGCCGGCCAUCCUCCACAGUAUCAAAAGCUGGCACCACGUGAAAAUUACGAGACUGCACAUCCCGUCGACCUAGCCUCCUUUGGGCCCACACGUAAAGCGCGUCUCGGAGACGUCACCCUUGCCCGCUCAGGAGACAAAGGAGCGAACAUCAACUUCGGCAUCUUCGUCCGCCGUGCCGAACACUACCCGUGGCUGCAGACCUUCAUGACGCGGUCCAGGCUCCAAGAACUCAUGGGCGAUGACUGGAAGGAUGAUUUCUUCAUCGAGAGGAUGGAGUUCCCUAAUCUUUGGGCGGUGCAUUUUGUCAUUUAUGGACCCCUAGGCCGAGGCGUGAGUAGCUGUCGCCUGCUGGACGCUUUGGGCAAGGGCUUUGCCGAUUACAUUCGGGAUAAGGUGGUGGAUGUUCCGGAGAGGUUUUUGGAAGACGUGGACGCUGUCAAGAGGGAAAGGAGGGCCAUGUUGUGA
This is a messenger RNA of Fonsecaea multimorphosa CBS 102226, 1911 nucleotides long. RefSeq lists its product as uncharacterized. The transcript has a single exon. NCBI's taxonomy places the organism in Eukaryota, Fungi, Ascomycota, Eurotiomycetes, Chaetothyriales, Herpotrichiellaceae. The record is from RefSeq and is a predicted model, not a curated record. The coding region runs from base 1 to 1911 and encodes 636 amino acids.